Molecule: messenger RNA, 1051 nt
Organism: Callorhinchus milii (elephant shark)
Lineage: Eukaryota; Metazoa; Chordata; Chondrichthyes; Chimaeriformes; Callorhinchidae
Product: P-selectin-like
Exons: 7
Coding region: 68-1051 (327 amino acids)
Biological process (GO): response to cytokine; heterophilic cell-cell adhesion; leukocyte tethering or rolling
Cellular component (GO): membrane; external side of plasma membrane
Molecular function (GO): sialic acid binding; oligosaccharide binding
Source: RefSeq, a predicted model, not a curated record
GAGACGACUUCAGAUUCAGGGGGUUGCCGCACUCCAUUGGCUUUUAAUCAUUCUCUAUGAGUUACUGAUGGGGGAAGGAGCCUGUGGCUGGCAAUACAGCUAUUCAAAUGACAACAUGGCCUGGACAGAUGCCAGACAGUACUGCCAGAAGACUGCAACAGACCUGGUUGCAAUACAGAAUGUUGCAGAAAAUAAUUACCUGAAUAGGGUUGUACCACUAAAUCGAAAUUACUACUGGAUUGGAAUUAGAAAGAUAAACAAUAUUUGGACAUGGGUUGCUAAUAAUAAGUCAUUGGAUGAAAAAGUAAAUCUAUGGGCUACUGAUGAACCAACUCCUGGGUCACAAGAUUGUGUAGAGAUUUACAUAAAGAGGCCACUGGACACAGGAAUGUGGAAUAAUGAUCCGUGCACAAAGACUAAAAGAGCACUGUGCUAUAAAGCUUUGUGCCAGAAUGAUUCGUGCAGCAGCCACAGUGAAUGUGUCGAGCAUAUUGGAAAUUAUUCAUGCAAAUGCAAUGAAGGUUAUGAAAGGCCUAGGUGUGAUCAUGCAAUAAAAUGCAAGGAUCUGACAUAUCUGAAACGAUUGACCAUAAGCUGUUCGCAUCCCAUUGCACAGUUCAGCUUCAAGUCAAACUGUAGCUUUAGCUGUGGUGAAGGGUUUAAGCUCCAGGGACUAGACACGCUGCAGUGUAAAGGCAAUGGAAAAUGGAACGGAAAUAUACCAACUUGUAAAGGUGUUUCAUGCCCGAAUCUGAAAACUCUUGAAAAUGGAAACAGAAUAUGCUUACAUCCCUUUGGAGAUUUCAGCUUAAACUCAACUUGUAACUUUACCUGUUCUGAGGGAUUUAAUCUCCGAGGGGCAAAUAGUAUAAGGUGCACAAGCUCCGAAACAUGGACAGCAGCAGUACCCACCUGUGAAGCUGUUCUAUGCAAGCCUCUGCUCUAUGAGGAUCAGAAUGUGAUCACAGCUUGCAUGCAUCCCAACGGAAAGUACAACUACAGCUCAACCUGCGAAAUUACCUGUCCUGUUGGCUAUGAGCUCCAAGGUUAA